Molecule: messenger RNA, 618 nt
Organism: Malassezia globosa CBS 7966
Lineage: Eukaryota; Fungi; Basidiomycota; Malasseziomycetes; Malasseziales; Malasseziaceae
Exons: 4
Coding region: 1-618 (205 amino acids)
Source: RefSeq, a predicted model, not a curated record
AUGGCGACUGACCGUAGCCCCGAUAUUUCAGCGCCUGAAAAUGCAGACUUUCAGAAAGUCGAGUAUUGGGACAAGCGCUAUGCGUCAGAGGCGGAAGACACCGAUUUCGACUGGUUUCGGAAAGUAUGUACAAAUGCUCGAGUUUAUUCACACCUACUUAGUAUAGUGAUAUCCACCCUGAGCAAGGACAUGCUGGAUGAUGGUUACACGAACAUUGUGAAUCUUGACUAUAGUUCUGUGAUUAUUGAAAAAAUGCGCGCACGCGUACCAGAACUAGAUUGGCGCAUUAUGGACAUUCGCGAGCUAGAACAACAUGCAUCAACACUGGGUGGCCCUGGCACUUGGGACGUGAUAGUCGACAAAGGCACGAUGGAUGCCCUCAUGGCAGAGAAUGGGUCUGUGUGGAAUCCUAGCGAGCAAGUGCUCCAGAAUGUGGCAGCCGAAGUCCAGGGCGUUCUACAGUAUGCAUACUCGGUGAUCGUUUGUCAGCGUACUUACGCACAGCUUAUUGAAACCUGCCACGGGCCUGUUCCUUUACUUCACAUUCGGUCAACCACAUUUUCGAAGGCCGCAUAUGCAGCGCGAUGCAUGGACGAUCGAGACUCGAGAGCUUGGUGA